CGGAGCCGGCGCGGGCCCGGGCCCGGCGGGGCGGGCGGAGCGGCGGCGGCGGCGGCGGCGGCGGCGGCGGCGGAGGCGGAGGGGCCGCCCCGGGGCCGCCAUGGAGGACGGAGUUUACGUGCCCCCGGACCUGUCCCCGGAGGAGCGUCGGGAGCUGGAGUCGAUCCGGCGGCGGAAGCAGGAGCUGCUGGGGGAGAUCCGGCGCCUGCGGGAGGAGCUCAGCGACGCCAUCACCGAGGUCGAGGGGCUGGAGGCCACCGAGGGCAGCAAGACGCUGCAGCGGAACCGGAAGAUGGGGAUGGGCCGCAAGAAAUUCAACAUGGACCCAAAAAAGGGGAUCCAGUUCCUGGUGGAGCAGGAGCUGCUGCGGCACACGGCCGAGGACAUCGCGCGCUUCCUCUACAAGGGGGAGGGGCUGAACAAAACGGCCAUCGGAGACUACCUGGGAGAGAGGGAGGAGUUUAACCUGGGCGUGCUCCACGCCUUCGUGGACCUGCACGAGUUCACCGACCUCAACCUGGUGCAGGCGCUCAGGCAGUUCCUGUGGAGUUUCCGGCUGCCGGGGGAGGCGCAGAAGAUCGAUCGGAUGAUGGAGGCGUUCGCCCAGCGGUACUGCCUGUGCAACCCGGGGGUGUUCACCUGUACAGACACGUGCUACGUGCUGUCCUUCGCCGUGAUCAUGCUGAACACGAGCCUGCACAACCCCAACGUGCGCGACAAACCCUCGGCCGAGCGCUUCGUGGCCAUGAACCGCGGCAUCAACGACGGCGGCGACCUGCCCGAGGAGCUGCUCAGGAACCUGUACGAGAGCAUCCGCUCGGAGCCCUUCAAGAUCCCCGAGGAUGACGGCAACGACCUGACGCACACCUUCUUCAACCCCGACCGCGAGGGGUGGCUGCUGAAGCUGGGAGGCGGGCGGGUGAAGACGUGGAAGCGCCGUUGGUUCAUCCUGACCGACAACUGCCUCUACUACUUCGAGUACACCACGGACAAGGAGCCGCGGGGAAUCAUCCCCCUGGAGAACCUGAGCAUCCGCGAGGUCGAGGAUCCGCGCAAGCCGCACUGCUUCGAGCUGUACAUCCCCAACAGCCGGGGGCAGCUGAUCAAGGCGUGCAAGACGGAGGCGGACGGGCGCGUGGUGGAGGGGAACCACGCCGUGUACCGGAUCUCGGCGCCCACGCGGGAGCAGAAGGACGAGUGGAUCAAAUCCAUACAGUGAGCCCAAACAUUCCCAAAAAAUCCCUGGAAUUACAAAAAAAUUCCUGGGAAUUCCCAAAAUUUAAAAAAAAAACCUGGGAUUUAAUUGGGGUUUUUAAACGGGAUUUUUGGGGGUUAAAAUGGGAUUUUUCGGAGGAUUUUUGGGUUCAAAUCCAUCCAGUGAGACAGGAAAAAAUUCCCAAAAAUUCCAUAAAAUUCCAAAAAAAAUUCCUUGGAAUUC
Taeniopygia guttata (zebra finch) is the source of this 1438-nucleotide messenger RNA. The record is from RefSeq and is a predicted model, not a curated record. NCBI's taxonomy places the organism in Eukaryota, Metazoa, Chordata, Aves, Passeriformes, Estrildidae.